Oncorhynchus gorbuscha (pink salmon) is the source of this 3226-nucleotide messenger RNA. RefSeq names its product neuronal pentraxin 2a (gene nptx2a). The transcript is spliced from 5 exons. The record is from RefSeq and is a predicted model, not a curated record. Bases 539 to 1891 code for a protein of 450 amino acids. NCBI's taxonomy places the organism in Eukaryota, Metazoa, Chordata, Actinopteri, Salmoniformes, Salmonidae.
GAGCGCUCCGGUCCGCGCGCGCGCCCCAUAUUAAUAUGUUGAAGCUAGGUCGCUGUCUUUUCAGCACCAUGGACUGUGUGGAGAGAAACCUUUCCUAGCACCAACAACCUGCAACAACUUCGUGACCAGAAUCAAUUCUACACCUUUUACCAGGAUAGUAACUUUCUUUCGGAAAAAUUAGAAUUGCCUUGAUAUUACUUUAUUUAGGUUUGGAGAGGGAAAACGGAUUGCUCUAUGACAUUUGCGACUAGGGUAUUUAUCAUUAUGUGGUUGGAUGGCUUAUGAUAGUAUUUGAUUGCAGCUCUCAAACAAUUAAUCUAAAUGGUUUUGAAGUUCUGUUGACUUCAGUAAAUGAUCUCGUGUCAGUUCCGAAGUCCAGAACUAUGUCUACCAUCUGAUUUAUAUUAUUGUGCGUUUUGGUGUUGAAGACAAGCGUUUAUCCCAGGCUAUUUAACCUAUCGGCGUGACUCAACGAAGAACGUUCAUUUCGUGAGGAGGAGUUUUCCAAAUUUACAAGGAAUCUGUGCUCGUAUCCGGCAUGCUGGCUUUCUUAGUUGGACUUUUAUACCUAGUGAGUGGACGCACGGUGCGCGCCCAGGAUGCGACAGGUAGCCGCUUCUUCUGCUCCGCCAUCCCGGCGGGCGCCGACCCAAGCUGCUCGUUCGACCCCAACGGUAACCGCGUGCAGAGCACCAGCCCCGUGGAGGACGAGCUACGGAACACCAUCCUCCAACUCCGGGAGAACAUCCUCCAGCAGAAGGAGACUAUCGUGAGUCAGCAGGGCACUAUCAAGGAGCUGAACUCCAAACUGGCCCGCUGCGAGGCGGCCGCGGAGGACUCUGCGAGCAGGUCCAGGGGCCAGAGCUCCAGGCGGAAGGACUACAGUAAGAACACAAUGGGAGACCUUCCCAGGGACCCCACCGAAACUAUAGACCAGCUGGGAAAGACCAUGCAGGGGCUCAAGGGUCGGUUGGAGAAUCUGGAGCAGCAGCAGUUGCGUGCCAACACGUCAGCAGCAGCAGCAGCAGGUGCGGGUGGGAAUGCAGUGGGGCCCCUACCGGCGGAGCUGCGGGAGCUGCUGAAGCACCGUUUGGGGGCCCUAGAGGGCCAGCUUCUGAGGAAGGUGGCCGAGCUGGAGGAAGAGAAGAGCCAGCUGUACAACGAGACGGCUGCCCACCGUCAUCGUACCGAGAGCACCCUCACCUCACUGCUGGAAAGGAUCACAGAGCUGGAGAGAAGUAACAACGCAUUUAAGUCCCCAGAGGAUUUCAAGGUGUCUCUCCCCCUACGCACCAACUACCUAUACGGACGCAUCAAGAAGAGUCUCCCUGAGAUGUAUGCCUUCACAGUGUGUAUGUGGCUGAAGUCCAGCGCCAGCCCUGGUAUAGGAACCCCCUUCUCCUACGGGGUGCCAGGACAGGCCAAUGAGAUCGUGCUCAUCGAGUGGGGCAACAACCCCAUAGAGCUGUUGGUCAACGACAAAGUGGCCCAGUUGCCCCUGUCGGUGAGCGACGGCCGCUGGCACCACAUAUGCAUCACCUGGACGACGCGGGACGGCUUCUGGGAGGCGUACCAGGACGGGGAGAGGCUGGGCACCGGGGAGAACCUGGCCCCCUGGCACCCAAUUAAACCUGGAGGGGUGAUCAUCCUGGGACAGGAACAGGACAUGGUGGGGGGUCGUUUCGACGCCACCCAGGCCUUCGUUGGCGAGCUGAGCCAGUUCAACAUGUGGGACCGGGUCCUCCGGCCUGUGGACAUCAUGGGAAUGGCCAACUGCUCCUCCUACAUGCCCGGGAACAUUGUUCCAUGGAUCGACACCAACGUCGAAGUCAUGGGAGGAGCAUCCAAGGCGGCGUUGGAGAUCUGCGAGGACCGUAUGUUCGAACCGUAAAGGAGUUGGAUGUGUAACGUUGUUAUGACACUGGGUUCCGAAGGUUCCGGAGGCUUGAGAGGUGGUUCUGGUUCCGCGCUCCCUGUGCUGCUUCAGAAACACCCCUCAAGGAGGAAAAAGGGCUCAACGGGUAUUGCCUUUGUUUACAGACCUAGAUCUAGUAAAUGGGUCAACUUCUUGUUUUCCCAAUGUGUUUUGCUGUGAUUUUCCAUGCUUUAGCACAUGGCUCACCAGUUCAUGCCCAUUCCAACGUGAUUCUAACUAGAGGAUUUUACAGAGAACCCACUUGAGAUUGAGGACUCUAUGCUCCGUAUUCUGUCUUUUACUCCUUUAGCUAGAGAUCCUUUUGACUGAGUCAUGUUUGAACACAGCUCCUCUCUAAGGCAUUUCAAAUGGAUAAUCAAGCACUGUACUGUACUCAGUGAAUGUGAGCUAAUAUAUAACCCAUAGAAGCUUUUAUUGUGUUGUGUGGACAGCUAUUUCUGAGUUGCAUGGCAAACUUCUCCGGUACGUUAUGUGAGCUUGUGUUCCUUUGCAGUAAAAAGAACCCCCAUGUUCCAGGGAGGGAUAUUGAUGAGUAUAGAAUAUUAAGGCAACUGUGGAAUAGACCAUUGACUUCAUGUGGAGUCAUUUUAAACGUGUGCAUGUGUUUCGACUUGUCACUGAGAGUAUUGAGUGCCAAAGUUAAUGCAUGCGUACUGUAUGUGUGUAUAUGUGUGUGCAUAUGUACAUGCACAGGUGGGUGUGUUUACUGUAAUAACAGUUUGUGUGUGUGUGGGUGUGUGCACGCUCUCGUUGUGUAAAAGGCCCUAGAGAUUAGUGACGAGGACAUUCACAUUCUUGUAAAUCUAUUCUAAUACCUCUCCUCCCCUUGAGCAGCUGCCAUCCCAAGCAGCUUUGUGCAGCGGCCGGCCCAGGCAGGUUAAAAGCAAAGUCGGAAAGCUGCCGAGGACUGGCGGGAAGCCGGGAAUUCAGCGCUCUGUGUGCCACACUGGGGGAGCAGUGGGUUGGAAUGGGAAGCCAGGGACUGGAUGACCUUCAAGGAAGGAUUUUAUCCAUAAUCUGUGAUAGUAAAUAUCAUGUUUGUCAAAUGAAUGAGAAGAUGAAUGUGAGCUAUUUUACUAUCCCGUUGCAUUGUAUAAUAUAGAGGCAUUUUUCUAUAAGCCAGAGAGACGCUAUGAAAAUGAAGACUGUGAAACUAAAGAUGAGGAGAGAUCUGAAUGUUUCUGGUUGGAACAAAACAAAAAGCACUGGAACACAUUGCUAUUUUUCUGUUUAUAGAAAAUGUCUUUAAUUUCCUUAGAGAUCAGAAAAAAGAACCACGUUCUGAAUGAA